Messenger RNA from Girardinichthys multiradiatus, 3036 nucleotides. RefSeq lists its product as uncharacterized. The record is from RefSeq and is a predicted model, not a curated record. The coding region runs from base 620 to 1297 and encodes 225 amino acids. The transcript is spliced from 4 exons. NCBI's taxonomy places the organism in Eukaryota, Metazoa, Chordata, Actinopteri, Cyprinodontiformes, Goodeidae.
CCUAUGUAAAAACUAAUGUAACAGUAGCCUAAUAAUUCAUUAAUUUUAAAGUAAAACCUGCUAUUUAAAACAAAUUUAAAAAAACGAACACCAUCAAUUUAAAAGCAAUAGAUAAGUAAAUCAAGAAAUAAAUAUAUAAAGCGAGUUAAUUAGUAAUUAUUCGUGGCCAGUGGCAUGUUUUAGGGCGCCUCCCUCCUUUUUCUUUGUGCUUCAGACUGCCUCUGCUAGCCUCGUCUCCAAGCAGACGGGAGCGUUUUAUUUUGAAAGGUAAAGGAGGAAGUUGUUUACGCCGCUGUUUUUGUUUUGACAGUUGCAUUGAAAAGAGGAGCCGCGCUCAGACCCAACACCAGACGGACCACAGCGCAGACAGCACAUCACACCGGGGUUUUUCUGUUUGGAUGAAUUAACUGACAUUUAAACACGAUCCAUCCCAGGAACUCCUGACAUGGAAUGACGCCUUGGUUUUCCACGUCGACUGGACUCUACUUCCAUGUUUUGAGCAAAUCCUCGGCUGGAUCUUCUGGAACAUUAAGUUCUCUCGGAUGUCCACCUUUUUUCCACCACAACGUCCUCAGACAUCGUCAACACGGAUCGUCACAUUCACCAAGCUCCUGCUGAGAUGGCCCGAGCAGAGACCGUCGGAGAAAACGGCGGAGGAGGAAAUGGCCCACUUCCUUGUCACAACACCUGCCGUUUGGAGCUACCCCAAAACUUUCACACCUGGCCAGGCCAGCUCACCACCAGGACCCCCAGAAGUGGGACCAGCAUCAGUGCCCCCCAUCUCCAAAACAGCCCCCACCAUACGGAACCACUGAGGGUCCUCUGUCUGUCAAAUCUGCUGCAUAACCCCCACCCAGAAGGCCAAGGUGAGGCCCACACUCACCAGCAGUCACCUGCAUUAUCAUCAUCUUUGAUACCCUCUCAUCGUCUGGUCAAGGACGAAAGUAGUCGGAGAACAGUUUCACCCAGUGAUUUAUCAGGAGAACAACCAGAUUCUAAUUCGGCAGAGCACCAGGACACCUCCAGUCAGCAGGGUCCUCUGCCUGACCUGCUUCCCCAGAAUGAACACUCAUCCCGGUCUUCGCCGCCCCACCACCUAAGCCUCGAAGGAGAGGUGGAGCAGCAGCUGGAUGUGAGGAGGGUGGCCAGCCAGCUGAGGAUGAUUGGAGAUGAAUUCAGCGCCACAAUCCUCCACAGAGCGCACGUCGCUCCCCAGUGGCAGGACUGGAGAGACGUCUGCAGGGGACUUCUAAACUUUAUCGCCCAAACGCUCAGCACUCUCUACAGGCUCAUGUAGACCUCGCUCUGGACCUUUUUCUAUAAUCUGGGCCUGAUGUACUGUUGCUAAUGGGUCAUGAGAACUGGACCCUUUCUGUCAGUCAGUGUGCUGGUUCAGACUGCAGCUGAUGGAUGGACAUUCUGUUUAUUUUGUAAUAUAUAUAUAUUUUUGUUUUCGUCCUGUCUUGGGGGGUGGGCUCUUUGUGUAGCAGGUGUGGGUCUGUGCGUGGAUUCGUAAAAGACUUGGGUCAAACCUUGGUUUGUGUGAUGCUGAGAACAUUCAGCUGUGAAAUCAGCCUUCAGAGGCAUUAGCUUUUUCCCUUUAACUACAACUAAAAGCUCCUCUCAUCUGCCACAGACCUGAUUUGACCCUCGUCUGAUGUGAAAGUCGUGUUUUUUACUCUGCAACCCAUGUCCCUGUUCUCUUUUCAAAACUGUGAAAUUUGGACGUUGAGGUUGCAUUUGCAGGGAAUUUUUUGGGUGCAAAUCCACAAUCGAGCAAAGCACAGAUUGAAGGAGCCUUUCCGCUGUCGUGGAACUGCAUCGCUCCACCACUUAAAUGUGCCUUUCUGCCUGAGGCUUCGCCUCCAACAUGGCGACAAUCAGCAGGGCACACAUUCGCUCAGAGUGCUUUGUUUUGCAGCCACUAAACCCGAGAACGAUUUGCAUUAAAUUCAAAUGUGGAAAAGCUUAUUUUUUCCCUCAGUUCAGACUGGUAGGUUGUUUACAGUGUUCACAGUUCCUCAAUUGUCUGUAAAGUCUUUUUGAACAUGAAUUUAAGUUAUCCAGGAAAUUGAUGGACUUAUGUACCUAUGUGAAAAUGUUUUGCUUCCUUUUUAUUCCCGAGCGAUCCUUGGUAACAGUUGGAAUUUAAAUCCAGUGGAUUUGAGAAAGUAUUCAAUAAGAAGGCAGGAAUAAAAAUUAGAUUUCUUGAAAAAUGAUGCCCUUUUUUCUACUGUGCGAUGGUUUUGAUUUAAGUUGAAGAGAAACUGUUAACUACUCAUAAGAAGAGCGUAAUUUAUUUUAGAAAAAUCUUAUACAGUUUUUUUUGUUUCUUGUUUUCAAUGAUGAUGUAUUUAUUUUUCUAAGCUGGCUUAAGCUGUACUUGAGUCAUAACUGAUGAAAGAGAUGCUGUCACACACACCAAAGCAGGAAGAAAAAUCACUCCAGUUUUAAAAUUAGUUGCAUGAAAAAAAUCUUAAUUAAAAAGGGUAUUGAUCACCUUGCAGCUCAGAACAAAAGGGACGGGAUGUUCCAGCUUUGAUGUGUGCAGCAGAUACAACAGAAAUGUACUGAAAUUCUCAAAGCCAAAUAGAAAUGAAGUAGAAAUCAGACGUCAUAGACUCAUAGCUUAAAAGUGACUGAAAAAUCAGGUUUCCUGUAAAUUGGACUUGCCGGUACUGAACAGGUUAAAAGGUUUAAUGUAUGUACUUUUCCCUGUACUUUGGGUUCACAUGCCAGACAGAUUCAUGACACCCGUCUUUCACUCUCAGUCAUUUGCUGGAUCUUUUAAACUUUUCCUGUAAAAAGUUAUGAUGGACCAAGCCGGGUCGGACCAGUUCGCAGUGGCUCUUUUCCUGAAUUUCCUCAUGAGAGAGCACUUCUUGGUUUGAUGCUGUUUCAAAACAGCGGAGCUACAAGUCACUCAUGUGCACAAGUGUGUAUUUUGCCGUUCUUCAGAUUUUUUUCUAUUGUAAAAUUUGUACAUGCAUUUUGUACUUUUUCUUUUUAUACAGUAAAUAUAAGAAUCGAAAAAAA